AUGGCUGUGUCCCAGGAACUCGGUAAUUCCACUCAUCUCUCGGGAGAUCCGAGCAACAGCACUUACAACAGCAGUUGUGGCAGCGAAGGUAACAGCAGCAUUAGCAGAGGCAGCAGCGGUGGCAACAGCAGUGGCAACAGCAGUGGCAGUGAGGGGCACUCGAUGAUCAGCCUUUUCCACUGCAUAGUCCGCAUCUCCCUCCUCUCCUCCUUCAUCUGUGUCUCCUUUCUAGGGAAUACCCUGCUGCUGCUGGUGUUCCAUCGGAAGCCCCAGCUGUUGCAGGUUGCCAACCGCUUCAUCCUCAACCUCCUCAUUGCAGAUCUGUUCCAGACAGCCAUAGUGAUACCCUGGGUGGUGGCAGGCUCCCUACCUUCCUUCUGGCCCCUCAGCCAAAACACAUGCACGAUCCUGGUUACCCUGAUGCACCUUUUUGCCUACGCCUCUAUCAACACUAUCAUUGUGGUGUCCAUCGACCGGUACCUGUCCAUUAUCUACCCCCUGUCCUAUCCCAACAAGAUGACGACCACAUGGGGAGCGAUGUUCAUCUUGGGCACUUGGAUCUUCAGUCUGAUUCAGAGUGGUCCACCUGCUAUUGGUUGGGGGGAGAUCGACUAUGACAUGGACAGCUCUCUGUGCGUCGUCAUCUGGAGCUCAAGCCCCUCUUACACCGUCCUGAAUAUCAUGCUGUCCUUCCUCUGUCCAGUGGCCAUCCUGAUGGGCUGCUAUGGGAUGGUGUUCCGAGCAGCCCGAAGGCAGAAUGCCCUAGUGCAUCCCGUGAGGCCCCGGAGCCUGCAGGAACCAGUGGAGGAGACUGUUGCUGGAGAAGAGGCUAGUGAAGGAGAGGAAGAGGAUGGCGAUGCCAUCGUCUCAAUCCCUUGCCCAUUCCAGACCAGCCCCAAGAGGUGCCCUGUGAAGCCCAACCCUUACCACUGCAAGGCUGCCCGAGUGAUCUUUGUCAUCAUUGCCUCCUUCAUCCUGUGCAUCGGACCUUACUGCCUGCUGGCUGCCGUCUCUACUGCGGUGGGAACAGCCCCGCCUUGGGUCAACUCCUUUAUCUGCCUGCUCUUCUUCCUGCAGUGCUGCCUCCACCCCUACACCUAUGGGUACAUGCACAAGAGCAUCAAGAAGGAGCUCACCUUGGCCUUGCUCGGGCUCUUCUGCAGAAGGCCACCCCGGGGCCAGGACUCCAGCACCGACAACAACUUUGCCAUGACGAUGACGAUGACCGACAGCCGGGCUUUCUCUUCACACUUCUCUCUGACUUCAGCCUGGAAAUCCUAG
Phascolarctos cinereus (koala) is the source of this 1281-nucleotide messenger RNA. It is a transcript of the gene GPR101, whose product is annotated as G protein-coupled receptor 101. The record is from RefSeq and is a predicted model, not a curated record. Gene Ontology annotation, cellular component: membrane. Gene Ontology annotation, molecular function: G protein-coupled receptor activity. Gene Ontology annotation, biological process: G protein-coupled receptor signaling pathway. NCBI's taxonomy places the organism in Eukaryota, Metazoa, Chordata, Mammalia, Diprotodontia, Phascolarctidae.